This is a messenger RNA of Gryllus bimaculatus (two-spotted cricket), 6110 nucleotides long. The record is from the annotation of a GenBank genome assembly. Lineage: Eukaryota; Metazoa; Arthropoda; Insecta; Orthoptera; Gryllidae.
GUGUGCACGGCUUCGGUUCAACAGCUGAUUCAACCUCACGUCAAGUAACCUAUCUAACCCCCCCAAAGAUACUGCGAUGGGUUAUGUUUGCGUGGGCGUGUUUUCUCUCGUUCUUCGUUCUUGUCAAGUAGUAAACUAUCAGUUUAUCGAACGCUCAACUAAAUAAGGGACUUGUAAGAAUUUAAAGAAGCUGCUAUGAACAUAAUUCGUACGUGACAUGGAAUCCAGGAAGGAUAUUUAUCACUUGUGGGUGCAGUACACGACGAAAAAUGAGGAAGAAUAUUUUCGAAAAUUUAUUAAAGGCUUUGUUGGAAUUUGGGAGUCACAGUUAGCACUUCAAUGGACAAACAUGCCAGAAUGGUCCUCUGUGAGACCGGAUGCUGGUCCACAUUUGACAAGACUUCCAGAAGAACUUCUGCCUGCAAUAGGGAAAUUUAUGUACAUUGCAAAAGACCAGACUGAAAAGAAAGCAUUUGAUCUGGAAGCUUUAAAGAAUGUUGAUUUCUUAAUACGAUGCAUGAUAGUAAUUUGUCGUAAUUUUGACAACAUUCCUUUUAUUGCUUCAUGUGAAUAUGUAAGUCAGACUGUGGGUAUUGCAGCAGCUGUGAUUCAAGAGAUGCUAGAAGGUGAACACAGAUAUGAUGACGAGGGAUCGUCUUUCAUUAUCAAUUUUUGCCAUUUGCUGGAAUGUUUAUACGAUCCCUAUUUGACUUGGAGAAGUUUCCUGAAAGGCAGUGUUGUUAAUUUUGAAAAGCUUGCCAUGCAACCAGCUCUACUUCAUGUUGAAGUAGUACCUUUUAUUUAUGAUUGUUCUCAGACAAAAUUGGUAGAGUCAAGUCCUCAACUAUCAGCUGAGCUUUUGAAUGUUUUAGGAGCAGUAAUUUCAGGAGCUAGGAGUAUGAUUCUAAAGUCCAUGCGCCUUCCUUCUGUAGAAAGAAAGGAAACUUUAGAUAACUCAGCACACCCUCUGUACCAGGGGCAUAAUGCUCUUAGAGCCAUUUGUCCUGCAACUGUUAAUGUUGUGAUGAGUGUGAUCGCUUGCAUUGAUGCAGCUGUGGAAGUACGAAGGACAGCCAUUCAGUGUUUUGUCAUGAUGGUAAAAGUAUUGGAUCAGUGUUCUCCUGAUCAGCGCCAAAUUGAAAUUGGUACCAUUCUACUGCAAUACAAAGAACCGUUAUUAGAAUUAGCUUCUCAAGCAUCAUCAAAUGCUGAAUUGAAAGAAGAAAAGGUCUCUCGAGGGGAGAUGCUGGGGGACAUGGUGGCAGCUCUGCGGCGAUUGCUGCAGCCUUCUAGCAGUUCCAAAGGAUCUGGAGAACAUCUUCGACGAGUGAUGGUUGACAAUCAGAUGCUGGAAGUUGUGCUUUCUGUAUUGGACGAAUGUGUAAAAUAUCCAGAGAAGCAGAAAAUUGCAACAAUUUGUGUUAGUACUGUGUCUUCCAUGCUACAUGGUUCUCUUCAUGGGAAAGAGAGAAUGCUGAAGAUUUUUGGCUAUGAUCGUUUGUUGGUGGGUCUAGCUGCACUCGAUGAACCGUCACGUGAACCUCUAGAAGCUACAUUGGCCAUGGCCAGUGGGAGUGGCUCUUCUCAUGAAAGCAAACUGAAGGUGUCUAAAUUUGAUGCAGAUGCCUUAUUGCUACUAGUAAGCUGUUUAGGAUAUAUUGGUCGUGAGGAUCAGCUUUGGUUGACUGGACAAAUUGCUCAGUUAUGUUCAGCUGACUUGCAGAGCAAACACUUAGCAUGUCGGAAAGGAGUGAUCUUAGAAGUUUGUCAUUCUCUGUCGUUAUCUCAUACCAUGUUGAACCCAAAGGCUGUCAAUGAAAUGAUAAAGCUACUGGAAGUUUUAGCAUCACAUUCUAUAACCUCUUAUGAGCUCAAAGAAUUAUUUCUAUUACUUCGAGAAGAUGGAACUAUCAAGUUCCCCUAUAGGCUGCAGUUGUUACAUACAAUAUCUUCUGUUGCUCGGAAAGAUGAUUUUAUGUACUCACAUAGUUAUUUUGAUAUUCAGAAAGAUACAGAUGGAAUAACUGUCCCUGGAAUUCGUAAGUGGGCAGGAGGUGGCGCAGGAUUUAGUUUCCAUUGUUGGCUUCGUUUGGAUGAAGUCCAUGAUACUGGCAGCCAUGCACCAAUACGUCGACAACUCUUCAGUCUUUUGACGGGGUCUGGUGUAGGAUUAGAAGCAUUCUUCCACAAUGAUGGUUGUUUAGUAGUCAGUGUAAACAGCAAAAAAGAAUGCUACACAGCUUGUGUAGCAGAUUUUCCUCUUGUGAAUGGAUUAUGGCAUAGUAUAGGCAUCUGCCAUGCAGCAGCAAGACGCCCAUUUGGACAGAACCAGCUAUCUAUGUAUAUUGAUGGAGUGCAAAGAAUGGCUGUUACAGUGAAAUCUCCAUCAAUGACUGAUGCAUUUUUACAUUGUGUGAUUGGUACUGCUAAUCAACGGGUUGGCAAUCUUGUAGCAUCUGGUGGUGGAAAGUCUAGCGAUUCAUCUUCUGAACGUGGUUUGUUGCCUACUCUCAUCAAUCAGGUGCCAUCCUACUUGACAUUGCCAUUGCGCUCGUCUGCUCCUCUAGACCCCAAUGUUCGCAGCUUUCCAGCUGGAGCUCAGGACUCUGUGUGGGGUACACCAGGUUGUUUGAAGGGCCAGCUAGGUACAAUGUGUCUCUUUCAGGAAGCUUUAACAUCUGGUCACAUUCGUACCUUACAUGAUGGUGGUCCUAAUUGCAAAGCACUGUUUUGGCAAGAUGAAAUGCCUGAAUUUACUGAAAUAUGUUCCAAAUUGGUAUUCUGUUACUCUCCAUCAGCUUGUUGGGACAAUGUGUGUCUUGAUCUUUCACCAGCAUGCAAAUUCAGUGGUCAUGCUGGCUCUUCUCCAUGUCAUACCACAAGUAUUAAGAAUGUGGUUAAUGGUAUCGGUGGAGUUCAGGUAUUACUUCCUAUUUUGGAGGCUGCAUCUUCUAACUCAGAUGAAGGGCCUGAUUUAAGUUUUCUUUCACCAUCUGUGGAAAAAGAGCUUAAACUCAUUGAGAAUCGACAGAAUUCAGGGGAUUCGGAAGAUGACUGGGAGAUACUUCCAUCCAGUUCUUACUCAGAUUGGAAACUGGAACAGAAUCCUAUAUCUGGAUUUCUCAGUUUGUUGAAAAAUAUGGUGGCUGGAUCCGCUUUCAAUCAAGAACAGCUGUUGUCCAGUAAAGGCCUGGCUCUUGUUGGAUCCCUCAUGGCAAAGGCUCGCCCAGAGUUGAUUGAUGUCAAUGUUCUCAUGGCUGUGCAAUUACUGGUGGAAAUGGCAAGAGAAAGAGAUGCAUCAAACUUGACCCUCUUACGUUCCAUCCAUCAAUAUAUUUUGUUCAACUUUGCAAUUUGGUCUCGGGCCCAGUUUCAUAUUAUGAUUGGCCAUGUGCAAUAUCUCUCAACAAUUAUAAAGGAAGAUCGUAAAUACUUCCGUAAAAAGUUUGGGAUACCAUUUGUACUCAGUGUGGUUCAUCGUUAUCAUGCCCCUUGUACCCAUCUGACUGAAGAAGAGGGCCAAACUGUGCGACAGGCCUUAUUUGGGCUGAUUCGUUAUUAUUUGUCUCGAGAAGCUUCUAUUCGUGAAAUAACUGCCAUUAUUGGCUUUCUGUGUGCUGUUACUGAUGAGAAUGUGUUGACUGAAUUGGUAGAAAUGCUAUCUUCUCACUUGGAGAGCAAGAACUGUCGAGACCAAACCAUUUUCUUACUGUAUGAACAACAUCAUGCUGAACUGCUUCAUUGCCUUGUUGUUGAAUGUAAUUACGGCCUAAAACUCAAAUACAGUGUUCUGAAGCUCAUUGGCAUCUUGCUUAAGUCAGAUUUAGUGUUUGAACGCAAUAAGGCUCGUUUGAGGUUGCAAGAUUCUUCAUUGCUAGGUUCCUCUUCAAUGGGUUUAUAUGCAGGCAUGGUAGCCUGCUUACGUGAUCAACCUCUAUCAAAGGAAAUAGUGGGACUUCUCCUAGACCAUAUGUUGCAAACUGAUAGCAGUGCUGGUUUUGCUGGAGCACUUGCUCUUCUCCAUAAUCUCUCUGGAGCUACGUUGGAUUUGAAGUUAGAGGCUGCGAGGAAAGUCCUCACUAACAUCUUUAUGAAGGUUUAUGCUCCAAGGCAAUUUGCCAAGCAAGUUGGAUGGCAGGAGUGUGUAACUAGGUUGCUGGUAAAGCAACCGAUAGUAACUGGAGCUUUGAGUGAUCGCCAUUUUGGUGAAGAACCUGAGGUUCCUCCUGAACCACUAGAUCUUAUGACCUUUGAUGAAGAACGUUUGGAGUUGGAACCUGUAUCAGUCUCUAGCACUACAUGUGGUAAUCAUUCACCAAAUCCUGCAGCAAGACUGACCUCACAUGUUUCUGAUGCUGCAAUGUUUGUUGAACACGAAAUAAAAGAAGUAGCAGAAACAGUUACAAAUGCUGUGGCUGGGAAUAUUAAUUAUGCUGCGGAUAACAUCUCUUCAGUAGUGGCUUCUGCAUAUUCUGUAUUCCGGCAGAAGACUGUAGAGAUGCAGGAGAGCUUAGAAGAACUCGGUGAAUCUGUUUCUCGACUGAAGCAGCGGCGAAGUCUUGCAUCAUUGAGCGAAGAACCCUCUGAAGCAGCUCAGGCAUCACCAAGACUUUCUAGAAUGCAACUACCUGUACCAGGACUGGAUUUGGAUUCUAUUUCAUUGGGAAACAGGUCACAGUCAAGUAGUAGCACAGAGGACUUGUCCUCCCCACAUCAGGGUGCUCCUGAUAAUGUGAGUAGAGAUUCAGCAAGUUUGGCAUCUGUACCUGGCGUCACUGGAGGAGACGAAGAUGAGGACGAUUCAACAGUGGAAAGAGAAGAUAGUCGGAGAGCUAGUGGUGAAAGUGUUGGCCGCAGUAGUCAUACCGAAGGUGGUGUGGCUUCUGAGCUUCCUAGCUGGCGUCGCGAAAGCAUUGAAUCUCCGGGCUCCCCAGAACGCAUGGUUGAUGAAGCUGAAGAGCUGAGCUAUCUUGUGGCUAAUAUUCUCUUUACUGUGAUGUGGCGUGGUGUGGAGGGUUCAAGCAAAGAUGCAUGGAAAGAACGAGGUCAGGUGAUGGCAUGUAUCAACCUGUUGGGACUCAAUAAUGAGUUACAUUGCUCACACCUUCAGCUGAAGCUGCGUUUGCUUGAGCUAGCUACAGCAGCAGCUCUAGGUGAUCUGCGAGGGGAAGGGGAGUUGUUAUUAAGCACAGGCACUGCAGCAGCCACUGAAAAUGCUGCUCAACUGAUCCGCUGGGCCUAUGACCUCAUGGUGCUUGAUCCUCAUGAUGAUAUGUCUAAAAAAUCUUCUGUAAAGCUUUUGGAUGGUGUUCUUGGAUUGCUUGAUGCCAUGCUAGUUUUCCAAGAGGCCCCAGGAGAAGAAUGGGGAGAAAUGGCCAAAUUGGCUUUUGGAAUUCUUCUGUCAUGUGCAGCAUGUGAUAACUUAGAGCUCUGUGCAAUUGCAACUGCAAAACUUCAUGCAUUGGUGCAGACUCGAAAUGUCAAAGAUUUAGAUGAAGCAGGUUAUUUAUUAUACUCUCUUAAUAAGAGUGUGGAGAAAGCAUUAGAUGCAGGUAACCAGGAACACUACUCCUUUUUGAUCCCUGUGGUGAAGGCAUUGCUUGAAAAAUUAUCACUGCCUCUCAAUCUGGUGUCACACUUACCUGAUCUGCCACAAACACAAGCAGGCCCUGCUUUCUUUGAUGACUUUCAACAGUUUUGUAAAGGUGCCCAGUGGAAAACAUUUGUGGAGCGUAAGGGGUUUAUUACUGAAAAAAAAAAAACAGAGGAGAAAGUUGAUCUCUACCCAGCCUAUUUAAAUGUGUAUCUCUCAACCUCUGAUGCUGCUGCUGCUGCCUCGAAUUCAUUGUAUGAUGCCUUUGACUUCUUGCAUUUACUUCAGUAGUCCACACACUUUAUAAUAUUAACUCAUUUAGUCCCUAAAACGUGCAUGGUGAAGAUAGUGUGUCUUUAAAUUUCAAAGAACAACUUGAAUAAAUUGAUGAAUAACAUAAUUAUUGCAUCUAGGUUCUCAGCAAACAAUAGUGGAGUAAUUAUUGGAGAAGAUAUUCACUCAGAUAUUAUGGGCUGCUUUUAUAUAACACAAUUUUGGAUAAGAUAAUUGAAUUUUG